AUGCUAAAACUGGGGUUGCGGCUCCAGGGAGCAGAAGUAUCUCUUUACAUUUUUACUCUGUAUACGCCGUACCACGAGACAGCACCAAAACUUGGAAAUACACCAAACCAUCGACAUGCCUUGGUCAAUUGGAGUGAUAGUGCUGGUGUAGCCCUCGAUAUCCCCCGCCCAAUUCCUGAAUCGCUGGCAAGGCAGGGCGUGUGUGGCUUCCAAGUUUCCUACUCCUCAGCGGAGGAGCCAGGAUGUGGGUUCGCGACAAAGCGCUCAUAUCUGAUCGCGCACUUCACUUCCUCAAGCACUCCAGCACAAAACGACAAAUGGUGUGCGUGCACCUAUGUCUCAGGUGUGUAG
Histoplasma capsulatum G186AR is the source of this 351-nucleotide messenger RNA. RefSeq lists its product as uncharacterized. NCBI's taxonomy places the organism in Eukaryota, Fungi, Ascomycota, Eurotiomycetes, Onygenales, Ajellomycetaceae. The transcript has a single exon. The coding region runs from base 1 to 351 and encodes 116 amino acids. The record is from RefSeq and is a predicted model, not a curated record.